Molecule: messenger RNA, 2975 nt
Organism: Choloepus didactylus (southern two-toed sloth)
Lineage: Eukaryota; Metazoa; Chordata; Mammalia; Pilosa; Megalonychidae
Gene: WDR70
Product: WD repeat domain 70
Exons: 19
Coding region: 80-2032 (650 amino acids)
Biological process (GO): regulation of DNA double-strand break processing
Cellular component (GO): nucleus; site of double-strand break
Molecular function (GO): protein binding
Source: RefSeq, a predicted model, not a curated record
GAGACAACUUCCUUCCGGUUUGCCGGGAGUCUUCAGCUGUUACUGGAACUGUGACUCGUUUUGCAGCCAGUGGCCCCUCAUGGAGCGCCCGGGGCCCAGCGAAGGUUCAGAUACGUCGGGACCCGACCCGCAGCUGGCGGUCACCAUGGGUUUCACGGGUUUCGGAAAAAAGGCCCGCACAUUUGACUUGGAAGCAAUGUUUGAACAAACUCGAAGAACAGCUGUGGAAAGAAGUCGGAAAACACUGGAAGCAAGAGAAAAAGAGGAAGAAAUGAACAGAGAGAAAGAAUUAAGAAGGCAAAAUGAAGAUACUGAACCAACACCGUCAAGUUCAAAUGUAGUCAGAGAUUGCUCGAAAUCAUCAUCCAGGAACACAAGCAGCAGUGAAAGUGAACAGAGUUCCAAUUCUUCUGAUGAUGAGUUAAUUGGCCCUCCCUUACCCCUCAAAAUGACGGAAGAACCAUUUAAUCUUGAGGAAGAUAUCCUUGGUCCUUUACCCCCGCCUCUUUGUGAGGAAGAAGAAGAAGACGAUGAUGAUGAUGAUUUGGAAGAGGAGGAAAAUCCUGUCCACAAGAUUCCUGACUCUCAUGAGAUAACACUGAAGCAUGGCACUAAAACAGUUUCUGCAUUGGGUCUGGAUCCUUCAGGUGCCCGUUUGGUGACUGGAGGAUAUGAUUAUGAUGUUAAGUUUUGGGAUUUUGCUGGAAUGGAUGCUUCUUUUAAGGCAUUUCGUUCCCUUCAGCCCUGUGAAUGCCACCAGAUCAAGUCGCUACAGUAUAGUAACACAGGGGACAUGAUUCUUGUUGUAUCUGGAAGCUCUCAGGCCAAGGUGAUUGAUAGAGAUGGUUUUGAAGUAAUGGAAUGUAUUAAGGGUGACCAGUAUAUUGUGGACAUGGCCAAUACCAAGGGUCACACAGCAAUGCUUCAUACUGGUUCAUGGCAUCCCAAAAUAAAGGGAGAAUUUGUGACUUGCUCAAAUGAUGCGACUGUGAGGACAUGGGAAGUUGACAAUCCAAAGAAGCAAAAAAGUGUAUUUAAACCACGGACGAUACAGGGUAAAAAAGUAAUUCCUACCACGUGCACAUAUAAUAGAGAUGGAAACCUCAUAGCAGCUGCCUGCCAGAAUGGAAGCAUACAGAUCUGGGAUCGAAAUUUGACCGUUCACCCUAAAUUCCACUACAAACAGGCUCAUGAGCCAGGCACAGACACUUCUUGUGUGGCCUUUUCCUAUGAUGGUAACAUCCUUGCCUCUCGUGGAGGUGAUGAUACCUUAAAAAUAUGGGAUAUCCGACAGUUUAACAAGCCACUUUUUUCAGCCUCUGGUCUUCCCACCAUGUUCCCAAUGACUGAUUGCUGUUUCAGUCCAGAUGAUAAACUCCUGUUCACUGGUACAUCUGUUCAAAGGGGAUGUGGCAGUGGCAAACUUGUUUUCUUUGAGCGCAGAACUUUCCAAAGAGUUUAUGAAAUAGACAUCACAGAUGCGAGUGUUGUCCGCUGCCUGUGGCAUCCAAAGCUGAACCAGAUCAUGGUUGGAACAGGAAAUGGAUUGGCUAAAGUAUAUUAUGACCCCAACAAGAGUCAGAGGGGAGCAAAAUUAUGUGUUGUUAAAACACAGCGUAAGGCGAAACAAGCUGAGACUCUAACCCAGGACUACAUCAUCACCCCUCAUGCCUUGCCUAUGUUCCGUGAGCCCCGCCAGCGGAGUACAAGGAAACAGCUGGAGAAGGACAGACUGGAUCCUCUGAAGUCUCACAAACCUGAACCUCCUGUAGCAGGCCCAGGUCGUGGUGGCCGGGUUGGAACCCACGGGGGCACUCUGUCAUCCUACAUUGUGAAGAACAUUGCUUUGGACAAGACUGAUGACAGCAAUCCCCGGGAAGCCAUUUUGAGGCAUGCCAAAGCAGCUGAAGACAACCCAUAUUGGGUUUCUCCAGCUUAUUCCAAGACUCAGCCCAAAACCAUGUUUGCCCAAGUUGAAUCUGAUGACGAGGAAUCAAAGAAUGAGCCAGAAUGGAAGAAACGUAAAAUUUGAAGAAUCUCUUUUGAGAGCUGUUUACAUGAGGAGGAGGAAAUGCAUCUCACCUGGUUAGUAAUCCUGGGAACACUUCAAAUGCCUUGAAAAAGCAAGUGGCGAUAAACGUGCAAUCUUUGCAUCCCCUCUCCAAGUCACUUCCUCUCGUACCAGAGGUCUGGAUACAGAAAAUAUGGCUGGACUCGCACCUGCCCUGGGCUGCUUCCAGCCAGACCUGGCACCAGGAUUAUCCGGAGCCUGCAAGUUGCAACAGUGACGCCAUGGAGUAUAGAUGCGAGGGACAGGGUGCACUGGGGAGGGAGGGCGUUUCAGGCACAGCCCAGCCCUGCGCUCACACUGCCUGCGACAGAGCAGGGGCUGGUGGUGACGCAAAGUAACCGGAGCUCCAGAGUUUCCUUCUGGGCCCCAACACCACGCCCUGGGGAGUCAGUCACGAGGCUGCCUGUGACAUAACCCAGGGUGGGUGUGUCAUCCAAGGAGGAGGCAUGCUCUCCUCUCCCACCCCAGGGCAGGCACAUUUCCACUCUUUAUCAUGUUUUUCUGGUCACCAGAAGUCACCACAUGCUCAGUGUCACCAUUUGCACGACCUCCAGAUUCCUCUACAUUGGCACAUAGAAGUGACAUAGAUGGUGUCACCCAGAGCUGUGCUGGCUCUUGCCUGCCUCUGGGUUUUGCAGAAGAUGCGUUUUCUGCUGGGGAUGCUUCUUAUUGAGGUGCCACUAUCUAUUCCUUAAACUCAGCUUCAAUGUCAACCUCUAAUUAAAUCAGGCCUCUGGGUUGUUUUCUAUUAUAGUGUGCUGUUUCUAUUCUUCACAGCAUUUGCAUUUAUCAUCACCGGGAAUACUGUUUUACUUUUUUGAAUAUUGUCUGUCUCCCCCAAAAAGUAUCAACUCCAUGAGGGCCACUGUUGGAUCCCGGGUGCCUCGAACAGUGCCUGGGACAC